Molecule: messenger RNA, 1736 nt
Organism: Pyrus x bretschneideri (Chinese white pear)
Lineage: Eukaryota; Viridiplantae; Streptophyta; Magnoliopsida; Rosales; Rosaceae
Exons: 6
Coding region: 111-1439 (442 amino acids)
Cellular component (GO): chloroplast envelope; chloroplast thylakoid membrane
Source: RefSeq, a predicted model, not a curated record
UAAAACCCUCUUUGUUCAUUGCCUGAAAGGUGAAAAACCCUCUGCCGUUGCCAUUUCUUUUCCCACACUCAUUUCUCCCGGACAAGCAAAACUAAUUUGGUACAAAAUCCAUGGAGGUUUCCACCGCCACCCUCCAACCGUCUUGUUCUUUCCCACUCAGAGCCCCUAAACCCGCCACCAGAGAACGCGUCUCUUCUCUCUCCUCCAUCAGAUCCUCCCCUAAAUCUAUCUCCGUAUCUUAUAGCAUCACCAAAGGUUGUGACUUAGUAGUUAGAGAACCAGUUAAGUUACGGUGGUCCUCUGUUGUUGCUGCUACGGUUGGUGAUACAACUGCAGUGCCAAAUAGUUGCUCUAGUGGAGAAGAGUUGCCCGUUUCUGAUUCUUCUAAUCCCAUAUCGGUGGAAGAUCAGCCCAGUGGAAAUGGUGAGAAAGGGGAAGAGAAAGGUGGGAUUGGGGGAUUGGAUGACCACAAGAUGGCCCGAAUAUGUGACAAGCUUAUUGAGGUUUUCUUGGUUGACAAGCCCACUCCAACUGACUGGAGAAGAUUAUUAGCUUUCAGUAAGGAAUGGGACGAUAUCCGGCCUCAUUUCUAUGCGCGGUGUCAGGACCGUGCAGAUGCUGAGGAUGAUCCUGGAAUGAAGCAUAAGCUACUACGGCUUGGACGGAAAUUGAAAGAGAUUGAUGAAGAUGUGCAAAGACACAAUGAACUUCUUAAAGUCGUUAGAGGGGCUCAAUCAGAAAUUAGUGAAAUUGUUUCCAGACGUCGUAAAGAUUUCACUCAAGAAUUUUUUGUGCAUCUCCACACUGUUGCCGAAUCCUAUUACAACAAUCCGACAGAGCAAACUGCUUUGGCAAGUAUUGGAAAUAUGUGCUUGGCUGCUGUGCAAGCAUAUGAUUCUGCAACUGAAAGCAUUGAAGCACUGAAUGCUGCAGAGCUGAAAUUUCAAGAUAUUAUCGACUCUCCAACUGUUGAUGCGGCUUGUAGGAAGAUAGAUCACUUGGCUGAGAAAAAUCAACUUGACUCAGCAUUGGUGAUGAUGAUCACAAAAGCUUGGUCAGCUGCCAAAGAGUCGAGCAUGACGAAAGAUGAGGUAAAGGACGUACUUUAUCAUUUGUACGUGACCGCAAGAGGUAAUCUUCAGAGACUCAUGCCAACAGAAAUUCGGAUACUUAAGUAUCUUCUCACAAUCGAGGAUCCUGAGGAGCGUCUGGCUGCCUUACACGAUGCAUUUACCCCAGGAGAGGAACUUGAAGGGACGGAUGUAGAUAACCUUUUCACGACCCCGGUGCAGCUUCACACCUGGAUGAAGGCUAUUGUGGACGCUUACCAUUUCAGCCAGGAAGGCACUCUAAUAAGGGAAGCAAGAGACCUCAUGAAUCCAAAGAUCAUUCAAAAAAUGGAGGAGCUGAAGAAGUUAGUUGAAAACAAGUUCCUGUGACAAAGAUCAAUUAACUCACCUCCUCGACCGUCUAUUUAUCUCAGAUCAACUUGGGAUAUUCAAAAGAACCUUAUCCAUGAAUCUUUAGAUUUUCUGAAGUUUCCGGUGGCAUGAGCUGCGACGCUUGGAACUUCAAACAUCGAAUUGAUCUGUCAGGCUUAUAGGUUUAAAAAUUUUGAGUUAUUUCUCGGAUUUUUGUAGUCUGAUGUACACCAAUCCCUUUUUCAUUGUAAACUACACAGCUUUGGAAGAUUAUCGGCUCAUAAGUUUGAAAAUUAGUCCAUUGUAAGUCCCUCA